Messenger RNA from Arabis nemorensis, 381 nucleotides. The record is from the annotation of a GenBank genome assembly. NCBI's taxonomy places the organism in Eukaryota, Viridiplantae, Streptophyta, Magnoliopsida, Brassicales, Brassicaceae.
AUGAAUAUUACUAAAAUUUUCGGUGUAGUCACCAUCAUCACCACCUUCUACUCCGUUCAUGCCAUGGCACAAAUCGGAGAAGCAAUGCGGUGCAUAGUAAGAUUGUUGCCGUGUCAACCGUACAUUCAUUCAGAGGCUCCUCCUCCGUGGUGUUGCUCACCGAUGAAAGAGAUCGCCGAGAAAGACGUGUCAUGUCUAUGCGCAGCCUUUAAUCACCCUGGCAUGCUUAGUUUCAUUAGCCUUACCAAAGAGAACGCUAUUAGUCUCCUUACGUCAUGUGGAGCUAAUCAUGAUUUCUCAUUUCUGAAUCUGCUGAAUCGCCAGGACCUACGACUAGCGGGAGCUCUUCCGAGGGCAGCAUCACGAGAAAUGCAGCCCUAG